Messenger RNA from Hemisphaericaspora subhashii, 999 nucleotides. Its product is annotated as putative phosphomutase. The transcript has a single exon. Gene Ontology annotation, molecular function: phosphatase activity. The coding region runs from base 1 to 999 and encodes 332 amino acids. NCBI's taxonomy places the organism in Eukaryota, Fungi, Ascomycota, Pichiomycetes, Serinales, Debaryomycetaceae. The record is from RefSeq and is a predicted model, not a curated record. Gene Ontology annotation, cellular component: cytoplasm.
AUGUCAAAGUCAAAUCCCAACACUAUUGAUGUUCUUGAUUCUCAAGUCAAGACUGAAUUUAUCCAGGAUUAUAAUACCCGUCUUUCAAAUUAUGAAUAUACUUUAGAUUCAUAUUGGAAAUUUUCAAUUGUUCCAAAUAUGUUUAAACAAUCCUUAUCGGAAACUGAUGAAACUGAAUUUGAUUAUUUAAAAGAACAUUUCGGUAUAAUGGGAACAUGGGAUGAAAUAAUCACCAAUUUGCAUGAAUUAAAUCAAAAGGCAAACCAAGAUGAAGAACAAUAUAAGAUCUUAUAUUUAGCUAGACAUGGUCAAGGAUAUCAUAAUCUCGCCCAUACUAAAUACGGUGACGAUGCAUGGAAUGAAUAUUGGUCGAAAUUAAAUGGCGAUGGAGAAAUAGUAUGGGGUCCAGAUGCAUUAUUAACCGAUUUGGGUAUUCUGCAAGCAAAAGAUAAUAAUCAAACUUGGAAACUGGAACAAAUCAAUAAUGAAUCAAAAAAUAAGGAUUUAAUCAUCCCAACUAGAUUCUACGUGUCUCCUUUGAGUAGAUCUAUUGAUACCCUUUACCAUACUUGGAAUGAUAUCGUUGAUUUAAAAUCGCUUGGUCCAUAUAUUCAAGAAAAUUGGAGAGAAACAAUGGGUGUACAUACUUGCGACAAAAGAUCAUCUCGUACAAUUAUUGCCAAUAAAUAUGAAGACAAGGGAUUUAUAAUCGAACCAGGGUUCGCUGAAGAAGAUAUUUAUUAUCAAGAUGAUUAUCGUGAAUCAGUGGGUGAACAAGCUUUGAGAAUUAAUAAGGCUUUACAACAAUUGUUUAAUGAGUAUCCACUGGAUGAAAUUGUUAGUAUUACUAGUCAUAGUGGAAGUAUUAGAGCACAAUUAUUGGCAGUGGGACAUCGUUCCUUUGCUGUGGGUACUGGUGGAAUGAUCCCUGUGUUUGUUAAAGCUACUAAAGUUUCAAAGAAGAAGAAAGAUGAACUGAAAGGGUGUACAGUUUGUUAA